Molecule: messenger RNA, 1429 nt
Organism: Dacryopinax primogenitus
Lineage: Eukaryota; Fungi; Basidiomycota; Dacrymycetes; Dacrymycetales; Dacrymycetaceae
Exons: 4
Coding region: 18-1358 (446 amino acids)
Source: RefSeq, a predicted model, not a curated record
GAAACAUCUCUGCCCUCAUGUAUCGUCGAAUACAGUCCCUGCUCGUUGCCCGCAACAAUGUCCGACGACGGUACGCGACGACAAGCACGGAUAACGGGAGGUCAUACCACUCGAAGGUAUCCGCUCUCCCAUUCAGGGUCGAUCCCGAAAGCGCCAAAGGACUCUUGACGGCCUACGCAAUGGCAGCGUGGCAAGAUGUGCCCGACAUGGAUGAGGUCCUUGGAUUCAUGAAGAAGAAAGGCAUAUUCGAAGACCAAGGGCGCGGAAUUGGAAAUAUGAUCAAACAGUCAUUAUCCACCUUGCCGAGCAUGUUGGAAGAGUUCACAUGGAGGGUUGAGAAGAUCAGCCCGAUGUAUGUGCCUACCUGGCUCGUCACUAGUUCUGUCAGCGUCAAGUUCAUGCUACGAGAGCGAGGAGAAGUAGAACAAAGGGUAUUUGGCCUCAUUGAUGCCACCAUUCCUGGUCAUGGUUUCAAGCCGCUUUCGAGUCUUUGGUUGUCUGAGCCAUGGGAACACAACAGCCAGCCACAAUCGUACUCACCAUCUAUGCUUACUACGCGAUGGGGCGAAGAGGUUCGGGCUAUUCCGUUCACCGUCUCCCCCUUGAAGAUGCUGGAAAUGUGCAAGGACCUGCCGGAAAGUGCCCCCGAGUUUCGAGAUCUUGGUAUCACCAUGAUGCCGGAUGUAAACACGGAUGCGCUCUCCCUUCUUCCUUUGCUUAAACCUGUGUAUAUCGGCGAACUCCGCCUGCCGCGGACUUCCCAGUCUGCUACGGCGAUUCUCCCUGCAUGGACAGAGACAGAGAUGGGUGGUAAGUGGAAGGAUUUUACAGGGCUAGAGCAAGUUCGAAAGAGCGUGUACGGCCCUCGUUCGCUUAAUGACCCACCUGCCACCGCCGAAUAUUACUCGGAGAACACCGACCAAAACUCCAACAUCGGCAUCACGUUCAGCGUAAUGCACGAGACACCAAAUUCGCCCAUGCAGCUGAACUCACUCGCCACGAAACUCAUCGAUGUCAUGAAGGAGGCAAGGCUCAAGCGUGUUGACUGGUCCCUCAUUGGUGGCGUGGACGACGCCAUGUGGGAGGACAGCAGGAUCGUGUCAUACAAUGAGGCGGACUGGAACGACCGCAAGGUAGAGGUCACACGGGCACAGCAAAGGCAAACAUUGAGGAGCAUCUUCCGGGAAGAACGCAAUCACUUGUCUGACGAAGAAGUGGACCGCAAAGUGAAGAUAGUGUCUAAGUUCAUUGACAAGCUCCGUAACGGAGGUGGAGCACUCGAUCGCCUGGAUUUGGAGGCGGUGGAAAGGGCAGCGGAGGAGGAUGAAGAGAAGGACCGCAAGGCAGGAAAACUAUGAUUAGUGUAUAGCAGUAUCGUCGCUAUUUCCACCUUGUAAUAUGUCGUGAUGACACAAAGACCAAACAAAAU